ACUCAUGCAAAAUGGCAGAUAUCACAGACGAAGGAAUUUCAUUGGUGGAAGAUCUUUACAGAAGAAGGCAACCUUUGCCCUCGAUGGACGCUAUAUAUUUCAUCCAACCCUCGAAAGAGAAUGUUGUCAUGUUUUUGUCUGACAUGUCAGGAAGAGAACCUUUAUACAAGAAAGCAUACGUGUAUUUCAGUUCUCCUAUCCCAAAGGACUUGGUUAGUCGCAUCAAGAAUGAUACUAGUGUGCUACCCCGUAUAGGUGCAUUGAGAGAGAUGAAUUUGGAGUUCUUUGCAAUUGACAGUCAGGUAACUUUCAGGAUCAGUCACCCCAUUUCACCAUUUUACGGUCCUGUCAUAGUCAUGAAUCAUGAUAUCCUAUGCGCUAAUAAAGUUGGUUUUGACCUUUCACCUGGUUACUUCAUAUUCUUAAAAUGGCAAUUACAACAUGGAGGGCCUGUGGUCUUUGGAGGCCUGAGGCAAAAGAUUGUUAUAAACACAAGUUUGAAACCUGCAAGCCGGAAACUUCUGAAUAUUGGAUUUAUCACUGAUCAUGAGAGAGCUUUAGAAGACCUAUUUGGUGAAGCUGUUGAAAAUUCUCGCAAAUUUGAUGCUUGCUUGAACACAAUGGCUACCCGGAUUUCUACUGUUUUCGCCUCCUUGAAGGAGUUUCCUUUAGUCCGGUAUCGUGCUGCGAAGGCUCUUGAUGCAUCGUCGAUGACAACAUCUCGUGAAUUAGUGCCUACAAAGCUCGCUGCCGCUGUUUGGAACUGUAUUACCAUGUAUAAAUCUACCAUUCCUAACUUCCCACAGACUGAAACAUGCGAGCUACUCAUUUUGGACAGAUCUGUUGAUCAGAUUUCUCCUGUCAUCCAUGAAUGGACUUAUGAUGCUAUGUGCCAUGACCUACUGGAGUUGGAUGGAAAUAAAUAUGUGCAUGAGGUACCUAGCAAAUCAGGUGGUCAACCUGAGAAAAAGGAGGUCCUUUUGGAAGAGCAUGAUCCUGUCUGGCUUGAGCUCCGCCAUGCACAUAUAGCAGAUGCUAGUGAGCGGUUGCAUGAGAAGAUGACAAACUUUGUAUCAAAAAACAAAGCUGCACAAUUGCAACAAAGAGAUGGUAGUGAAUUGUCUACACGGGACUUGCAGAAAAUGGUUCAGUCUUUACCACAGUAUAAUGAACAAAUGGACAAAUUCUCUCUCCAUGUAGAGAUUGCUGGAAAACUUAACAAAAUUAUCAGAGAAGUGGGGCUUCGAGAACUUGGGCAACUUGAGCAGGAUCUUGUCUUUGGUGAUGCAGGAACGAAGGAAGUCAUAAAUUUUUUGAGGACGAAGCAGGAUGCAACUACUGAGAAUAAGUUGCGUUUGAUGAUGAUUUAUGCUUCUGUUUAUCCAGAAAAGUUUGAGGGUGACAAAGCAUCAAAACUGAUGCAGUUGGCCAAAUUAUCUCACGAGGAUAUGAAGGCAGUGAAAAAUAUGAUAUUGCUAGAGGGAUCAGAUAACAGAAAGAAAUCAAAUGGAACUUUUUCGUUAAAGUUUGAUUCCCAGAAGAGGAAGCAUGCAGCAAGAAAGGAUCGAAGCGGAGAGGAAGAAACAUGGCAGCUUUUUCGAUUCUAUCCCAUGAUAGAGGAGUUGAUAGAAAAACUCAGCAAAGGCGAAUUUCCAUGUGAGUAUCAUUGCAUGAAUGACCCAAGUCCAACUGACCGUGGGGCUGCUGGAGGCACGCAGAGUAAAUCUAUGAGGACAAUUCAAUCUCAAGCUCCACAUUCAAUGAGAUCAAGAAGGACUGCAACAUGGGCACGGCCUCGUAGUUCUGACGAUGGAUAUUCAAGUGAUUCGAUUCUUAAAAGUGCGUCUAGUGAUCUGAAGAAGAUGGGACAGCGCAUAUUUGUGUUCAUCAUUGGUGGGGCAACUCGAUCUGAGCUACGGGUUUGCCACAAGCUCACAACAAAAUUAAGGAGGGAAGUCGUCCUUGGUUCGUCUAGUAUUGAUGAUGCACCAGUAUACAUCACGGUAGUAGCUUUACUCAAUUUUACCAUCACCAUCGUUGUCAUCAUCUUUUUCUUUCUUCUUUGUUUGAAAAACUUUAUAGUCAUGUUGCAGUAG
Messenger RNA from Ilex paraguariensis (yerba mate), 2096 nucleotides. NCBI's taxonomy places the organism in Eukaryota, Viridiplantae, Streptophyta, Magnoliopsida, Aquifoliales, Aquifoliaceae. The record is from the annotation of a GenBank genome assembly.